This is a messenger RNA of Copidosoma floridanum, 1374 nucleotides long. RefSeq names its product ionotropic receptor coreceptor Ir25a-like. Gene Ontology annotation, molecular function: ligand-gated monoatomic ion channel activity; signaling receptor activity. Gene Ontology annotation, biological process: monoatomic ion transport. NCBI's taxonomy places the organism in Eukaryota, Metazoa, Arthropoda, Insecta, Hymenoptera, Encyrtidae. The record is from RefSeq and is a predicted model, not a curated record. Gene Ontology annotation, cellular component: membrane.
AUGAAAUCGUAUCGAGUGCUCACAGUACCCAAUGAGCCUUUCGUCAUCUUGGACAAGAGCACCCGGAGCUACACCGGUAUGCUGAUCGAUCUCCUGGACAAGAUAGCGCUAAGCCUCAACUUCACGUACACCAUCGGGACGUCAAUAAGGGACGGCGAGUACGGGCGUUUCGAGGAAGGCUCGGACAAGUGGACAGGACUGAUCGGAGAUUUGGUGGCCGGCAAGGCGGACGUAGGCCUGGCCACUGUCAGCGUCACCUCCCAGCGCAGCGCGAUCGUCGAUUUCACCGAUCCCAUCCAUCCGCCGACCGGUCUGUCGAUCCUCCUGCAGAAACCCCUACCACGGACUUCUCUGUUCAGGUUUUUCACCCUCCUCGACGCUAGGGUGUGGCUGUGCAUCGGGGCGCUGUACUUGCUGACGAGCUGCCUGCUCUGGGUGUUCGACCUGUACUCGCCCUUCAGCUCGAGAAAUCGACGCGCAAAAGCCAAGGAGUACGAGGGCCGGAGGGUCUUUGGUUUCAGGGAGUCGCUCUGGUUCUGCAUGACCUCGUUGACGCCGCAGGGUAGCGGCGAAGUGCCGAGAAACUACUCGGGUCGGUUGGUCGCCACCACCUGGUGGUUAUUUGGGUUUGUCAUCGUUACUUCGUACACGGCCAAUUUUGCGGCUUUUCUCACGGUUUCCCGCUACGAGAGAACCAUCGACAGUUGGGAACAACUUCAAGCGCAGUACAAGUUUAAUUACACGGUCGUCAAGAACUCCGGGGCUCUGGCUUACAUUGAAAACCGGAUGCACGUCGAGCGCGAGUUUUACGAAAUUUGGAAAUCCCUAACUCUGAGCGAUAAAUUGACGCCGUACGAGAAGUCUAAAUUGGCGGUGUGGGAGUACCCGCUGGAAGACAAGUACCAUAAAAUACACGCUGCCGUAAUGUCCCACAACCCCGUCGAGGAUUUGGAAGAGGGGCUUGGAAGGUUCACGAGUAAAUACACCAGGUUUGCGUUGAUCACGGAGUCGACCGAUGUUAGGUUUCAAGUGAUGACCAACUGCACCUUCGAAGAAAUCGAUCUCAAUGUCGCCAAGAAGCCAUUUGCCCUGGUUCUCCGCAAAUAUUCGCCCUUGACCGCAAAGUUUAACGCAGUUAUUCGAGAUUUGGGAAGCAAGGGGUGGCUGAGCGAGCUCAGAAAAAAGUGGUGGGACGACAAUCCGAAGAGGAAAAAGUGCUACGACACGGACGAAAGGACCGCGGGUAUUCUCAUAGAAAAUCUUGGUGGGCUUUUUAUAACGCUUUUCAUCGGAGUUGGCGUUGCUUAUGGCACUGUGCUGUUGAAAUAUCUGCAGAUUCGUUGGGCCAAGACGAUGAAAGUGGCUCCGGAAUAA